Messenger RNA from Orycteropus afer afer, 2184 nucleotides. It is a transcript of the gene RTN4RL2, whose product is annotated as reticulon 4 receptor like 2. Gene Ontology annotation, cellular component: plasma membrane. NCBI's taxonomy places the organism in Eukaryota, Metazoa, Chordata, Mammalia, Tubulidentata, Orycteropodidae. Gene Ontology annotation, molecular function: protein binding. The record is from RefSeq and is a predicted model, not a curated record.
CGGCGAGCGGCCGGGGAGCACGGGCCGACGGACUGACGGACCCGCAGGCGGGCCGCGCUGCUGCGGGUCGCGGGCACCCGGUGUCGACGGCCGGCCUCAGCCCUCCCCGGCCCGUCGCGCCCGCCCCGUCCAGUCCGGGCCCAUGGCUCCUCCCGAGCCCCGCCGCCCGCGGGGCGCAGGGUAGAGCUUCGCGGCUCGGCCGCUGCGCCGGGGGACGCCUGGACCCUCCCGGAGCCCCGCGGAGCCCCCGCCGUCCGUCUGGCGGGCUCGGGGAGCGAGUGGGAGCACCCUCCCCCCGCCACCCCUUCCCCCGAGCGGCGAGACAAGAUGCUGCCCGGGCUCCAGCGCCUGCUGCAAGGUCCUGCCUCAGCCUGCCUCCUGCUGAUGCUCCUGGCCCUGCCCCCCGCAGCUCCCAGCUGCCCUAUGCUCUGUACUUGCUACUCGUCCCCGCCCACCGUCAGCUGCCAGGCCAACAACUUCUCCUCGGUGCCGCUGUCCCUGCCGCCCAGCACACAGCGACUCUUCCUGCAAAACAACCUCAUUCGCACACUGCGGCCCGGCACCUUUGGGCCCAACCUGCUCACCCUGUGGCUCUUCUCCAACAAUCUCUCCACCAUCUACCCGGGCACCUUCCGCCACCUGCAGGCACUGGAGGAGCUGGACCUCGGGGACAACCGGCACUUGCGCUCUCUGGAGCCCGACACCUUCCAGGGCCUGGAGCGGCUGCAGUCCCUGCAUCUGUACCGCUGCCAGCUCAGCAGCCUGCCUGGCAACAUCUUCCGUGGCCUGGUCAGCCUGCAGUACCUCUACCUCCAGGAGAACAGCCUGCUCCACCUCCAGGAUGACCUGUUCGCGGACCUGGCCAACCUGAGCCACCUCUUCCUCCACGGGAACCGCCUGCGGCUGCUCACGGAGCACGUGUUCCGCGGCCUGGGCAGCCUGGACCGGCUGCUACUGCACGGGAACCGGCUGCAAGGCGUGCACCGCGCGGCCUUCCGCGGCCUGAGCCGCCUCACCAUCCUCUACCUGUUCAACAACAGCCUGGCCUCGCUGCCGGGCGAGGCGCUCGCCGACCUGCCGGCGCUCGAGUUCCUGCGGCUCAACGCCAACCCCUGGGCGUGCGACUGCCGCGCGCGGCCGCUCUGGGCCUGGUUCCAGCGCGCGCGCGUGUCCAGCUCCGACGUGACGUGCGCCACGCCCCCGGAGCGCCAGGGCCGCGACCUGCGCGCCCUCCGCGAAGCAGACUUCCAGGCCUGCCCGCCCGCGGUGCCCACGCGGCCGGGCAGCCGCGCCCGCGGUAACAGCUCCUCCAACCACCUCUACGGGGUGGCCGAGGCUGGGGCGCCCCCCGCCGACCCAUCCACCCUCUACCGAGACCUUCCCGCCGAGGACCUGCGGGGGCGCCAGGGCGGAGACGCGCCCACGGAGGACGACUACUGGGGGGGCUACGGUGGCGAGGACCAGAGGGGCGAGCACAUGUGCCCGGGCGCAGCCUGCCAGGCGUCCCCGGAUUCCCGCGGCCCUGCGCUCGCGGCCGGGCUCCCCACCCCGCUGCUCUGCCUCCUGCUCCUGGCGCCCCAUCACCUCUGACUGCGGUGCUGAGACUGAAGAGCCAGGGGGUAUCCCCGGAGGUGGGGGGCGUCUCUGGCCCCAGUCCCCGCCCCUGGCCUCGCUGCCUUCCGAUCCCCUCCCAGCGCCUCUUACCCUGGGAUCAGGCCGCCUCUUCCUGCCUCCUGGCUUGCCCGGAUUGCAGACAGCCCCUGGAGGGCGUGUGUGUGGGGGCUGGCCCUUCCCCCUCCCCACUCUGGCCAUUAACUCUUCCCCACUUCAAGGCUGGGGUGGGGCACCCCGGGAAGCCGCUGAUGCCUCUCCCGAGGACUCACAGGGGUGCACCUGCAGCACGUCUUCCACCAGGGAGCCUUUGUAAAGCUCCAGGAGGAGCCCCGCCCAGGCGCAGUCUGAAGGGAUGUUUCUGUCAGGCACAGGCUGACCCCUGAGGCCUGUUCAUUCUAGCCCCCUUCAGCCUCCCGACACCGGAGGAGUACUUUUCUCCCAAGUCCAUGGUGGACACUUUUUAGAACACCUGGAUAAGCUUUCCUCGCCACCACGGCCCCUGUGUGGUGAAGAUCAAAACCAAUUGUUUGGGGGGAAAAAGGUUUAUUAAAAAGUUCUAUUAUUUUAGCU